AUGGGUACUUCAUCAAAAGGCAGCGGAGAAGAGAAAGAAAACAACUUGAAUACGGCAAGCGCGCCUUCUUCACCUCGACGCACAGCCGCUCUCUCCGCCACUGAAUCCACAAACUCCACCCCUCACGUCUCAAUCAACCCGGUGGAGGGUGAUGCUGUAAAAAAUGGGGGUUUAUUGUUUCCCGAUGAAGUAAAACCUGACAAUGAUGAUGGACUUGAUCACCUGGACAGCAAGCAGUACAUUGAGAGGUUUAGGAAUUAUGAGAAUGAAUUCACUCAUCGUAUGUUGGCGAAAUACUUCUCAGGAAAAACCCUUAAUGGAGGCAACAGUUUUUACGCGGAAAUAACAAUAGGCGAUGAAGUUAUAAAGGCAAGCAGGGUACCUUGUUUCCAGUUAUAUGCUGAUCCUGUUGUCGGUUUUAAAGAGCAAUGCAGCAACGGGUCGUCUUCACCUGCAGAAAUACAAGCUCACACCCCUAAUGAGAAAAACAUGGUGAAGAACUGA
Messenger RNA from Lathyrus sativus (Indian pea), 504 nucleotides. The record is from the annotation of a GenBank genome assembly. NCBI's taxonomy places the organism in Eukaryota, Viridiplantae, Streptophyta, Magnoliopsida, Fabales, Fabaceae.